AUGUUUCUUCAAGAAUUUCAGUUUAAGAUCAUCUACAGAGCUGGAAAAAGUCAACAACACGUGGAUAUCUUCACGCGUGACGUCGAGUUUGGUAAGUUAGACGAAGAUAUUGACGCUAGGUGGGUCCUGACAUCACAGACGGAUGUUCAACCGUCAAUGUUGACCCUCAAUGAGACGUUCCCCACGCCUGAAGAUGUCGCUAACGCAUUUGAACAAGAACCUGAACCACCUUUCUCGUAUACACUUCAAAAUGGUCUACCAAUCGUGCGAAAUCGCGUGUAUGUUCCUGAGGUACUCCGACGACGGGUUCUAUUCUACUUUCAUUUCUCCCGAGUUGGAGCCCACCAAGGUGUUCAAAGGUCCUACCAUCGGUUGUCUAAAUACUUCUGGUGGAUUAACAUGAUGAAUGAUGUUCGGCAAUUUGCGAAACAGUGCCUGACAUGCAUUCGACGAAGGCAUACGGCGAUAGACUUCGUGCGAGGUAAUCUACUCUCGACUGGUAUGUUCGAAGUGGUCGCGUGUGAUACGGUCGGCCCUAUCUGGUUUCGGGAACAACAGUUCUACAUAUUCACCUGCAUCGAUCAUUUCAGUAAGUUCGCCAUUGCAAUCCCUCUCCGCACAGUCCGUGCAGUCGAUCUAUGGGAAGCCUUCUACUGCAACUGGGUUGCCGUUCUCGGUGCUCCGAGGAAUCUGUUGAGCGACAGUGCAUUUCGCGCGGAAGAGUUUAGAGAGCGUUGUCAAGGACUGGGAAUGAAUUGUCUCUACUGUUCAACGUACUACCCUCAAGGCAAUGGUGUCGUAGAGGCCUUCCAUCAGUAUCUCAAUAAGUCUGUUAGCGCGUUCGUGUCGACAACAGACUGGAGUUUCACGGAGAUCGUUGCCUCUGCCAUGUUGGCCUAUCGUUCCACGCCGCACCCAACUACUGGUGAGUCACCGUAUCGGAUCAUCACCGGCGCAGACUUGGUUCUACCUCACUUCCAAGAAUGGCACAAGUUCGAGACUUACAUAACGGAUGUGAUUCCGCGUCUCAGGCUAUUGAACACGUUCCGGCAGGAUGCCCUCAACCACACUUUGUCUUCAGUCAGCAAAGGACGACCGCCUGUGAAGAAGGAAAUCUACGUCGGAGAUACGGUGGUGGUGCUCUUGCGUGGAAAGAUGCUGGCUACCAUACAGCAGCGCUUCGGAGUCAGUAAACUCAUUCCCACGUGGUCGGAGCCUUGCCGAGUGACCGCGCUAAAAGAUAACAAGGUGGUCACGCAGUCUGUGUGGCACAAAGACUUAGUGUAUGAAGCUCCUCUUUCGGAGGUCAUGAAGAUAGCACGGAUUCCGGUGGAUCUUCGAGCGCUCACAAUACGAGAAAUCAACUCUGACCAUGACAGGCAUAUACCACGAGAUACCGAUCCGCUACGGCGUGCCAACCCUCAUGAAUCUAGGCCGAGCAUCCCGCGUGGAAGUCGACCUUCGCAGAGACCUAUGAUCCGGCCGUUCACUGGCAGAAGGAAAUCUUCCAUCGACCGACUACUGAUGAAGGAAGCAGGAAACCCAAGAUUUCAUUUCGCCUUGGUACCCCGCGACUCUUAA
This is a messenger RNA of Gregarina niphandrodes, 1581 nucleotides long. RefSeq names its product integrase core domain protein. The transcript has a single exon. The record is from RefSeq and is a predicted model, not a curated record. NCBI's taxonomy places the organism in Eukaryota, Apicomplexa, Conoidasida, Eugregarinorida, Gregarinidae. The coding region runs from base 1 to 1581 and encodes 526 amino acids. Gene Ontology annotation, biological process: DNA integration. Gene Ontology annotation, molecular function: nucleic acid binding.